This is a messenger RNA of Oreochromis aureus, 1705 nucleotides long. Its product is annotated as alpha-crystallin B chain-like. Gene Ontology annotation, molecular function: protein folding chaperone. The transcript has 4 exons. NCBI's taxonomy places the organism in Eukaryota, Metazoa, Chordata, Actinopteri, Cichliformes, Cichlidae. The record is from RefSeq and is a predicted model, not a curated record. Gene Ontology annotation, biological process: protein refolding; response to heat. Bases 301 to 729 code for a protein of 142 amino acids.
AGACGCUAAUAGGGCCGACUUUGUGGAUACCGUAUUUCCUUUCUUUUUCUUUGUUUCUUUUCUUUUCUUUUGUUGGAUUUAAGAAUGAAAGCUAGUUUCCCGUGUUUAGGGAAAACAUAUAGUUUGCGAUAAAACACUCAUUCAACAACGUUAACCACGUUUUGGAGAACCUUCCUGUAAGGCCUUAAGGGCAAGAAAAGAAAAACGUUUUCAGCACAUAUUUCUGCUGAGCUUUUGGACAGUUUUAAAAAGCAUCCCUGGUACCGCCGGGCGUUCCCACAUCGAUUUCCUGACCUCUCCAUGGCAGAACCUCUCACUGACUGGCCAAUGAUGUGGCCAUUCUCCUGGUCCUUCCCCUGGAUACGCCCUUUGUUUAUGCGCUGGUUCAACUGGCCCGACAAUGGACACAGUGAGAUGCGCUUGGAAAAGGAUCGCUAUGUCAUUUAUGUGGAUGUGAAGCAUUUCUCCCCUGAUGAGCUGUCUGUCAGCGUUAGUGAUGAUUUCGUCACAAUACACGGCAAACAUGAAGACAGACAGGAUGACCACGGCUAUGUGUCAAGAGCGUUUCUGAGGAAGUACAGGCUUCCUUCUGGUGUGACAGGUGCCGAGGUCACCUCCAGUCUGUCGUGUGAUGGUGUACUGACAAUCACAGCACCUCGGUCAUCUCCUGGGCCAGAGCGCAAUAUUCCUAUUUCCUGUGAAGAUGGAACACAGAAACAGAAAAUGUAGAGCAGAGCCUGACGCAUCAGAUGCUGCUUUACUAUUAACCCUUUAUAUUGUCUGUUAUGUUGGCAGUGCCGUACACAUAUAGAGUAGUCAUACAGUUCUAGAUGUCUAAAACUGCUGUCUAAUAAACCAGUUCCUAACCCCUAACUCACUAUUAUUGUGUUGUCUCAGCAAAACUGUGGAGCUCGUGUAACAGCGUCUGUUUUUGACAGUACGGCUUUUAUAGACACAUCAUGGUGAGUUCCAGGAUAUUGAGCUCCCAAGAGUUCAUUUCCCUAUCAUAAACAAACAGAUUAGGCUUCUACGCAAAAUACAGUCGCACAUGUAACAGUAUUUCCACAGACAAAUUCAUAACCACCAUCAAGCAUUUAGAGAAACACAAUGACUCUAGCAAGCUUUCACUUCAGUGGCAAAUGUGCUAGUUAGUAAUUGAACCCAGACAAGCUUGCAGCAUCUACUGGUUCUGCAGAGAAAUACUAAUACUAAUCAGUACUAUCCACUAAAGGUGAUAACACACUAACAAAAGAUGUAUUUUCAGCACACAGAGCAGAGUGAGCGGGUAUUAGUAAGAUGCCAAAUGGCCUGUGUUUAUUCUGUGGGAAGAGCAUUGGUUUCUGCAUGUGUGAGGAGGAGGUUUUCUGGAGGCACAGACAGCCCGUUUGUUUUUAGUAAAAAAAUAAAUAAAUAAAUAAACAGAAGAAGAAGAAAAAGCCACCAAAGGCAUCGGGACCAGGCGUGUUGAGAGAAUGAGAGCGAAUGAGCAAGAAGCAAAGUUGUGGACAAAGGAGAGAAACAGACAGGGCCCCUUUUUCACUGGGGAACAUGACCUCUGAGCUGCUAAGGAUAGUAUGAUUGUGAAUGUACGUGAGCGCAUUUAUACUUGUAGAUGCAAGAAUUACAACUCUAUUAUAUUUGUUAAGCCUUUUGGAAUAUUAACACUGACAACAGCAAGUAGAAUAAAUAUGGAGAUUCAAGUUCA